AUGAAACUCCCAAAAAUUUACGGUUUGAUUCGUAUUGAAAAGUUUUCACAGAAAGUUAAACUUGAGGUUUUUCAAAAAAAACACAAAAAAUUGGGGAAUUCAAUUUUUUCUGGAAUUUUUAAAAACAAGCAAGCCAUGAUUUAUGUUUUAGGUAUGUACUGCUCGUGCUACGGAAUGAUGCUCUCUCUGCUCACAAUUAAUUUCUACUAUCGUUAUCUUUCUGUGACGUGUCCUUCAAAACUUUCAAGGUUCUCGCUGAAAUUUGUUCCUAUUUGGACAUUCAUCGUACUUAUUAACUCAUUUGCGUGGUUUUCAAUUUGCUAUUUUGUGAAUGGCCCUUCAAAAAUGAAAGAUCUACAUGUAUAUCCAGAAUUUCUGAAAUCGUACUGCAUGAAGCCAGAUGAGUUUGCCUAUGCAUCAGCUCAGUAUUUUUAUGAAGAUCCAGUCACUGGGGAACUGACGAUUCAUUUUCGAUCCCUUCUCGCCACUGGAGCAAUGGCUAUGAUUAUGACUUUUACUCUCAGUGCAAUACUAUAUUUUGGAAUGCAAACUUAUAAGCAUUUGUACAGACUUAGCUCCAUAGCUGGCUUGGAUAAUCGGGAAAUUCAAAAUCAGCUCUUCCGAACUCUGGUUGUCCAGACAGCUAUCCCAUUUAUCUUCAUGUACUUUCCAGUUUCUGUGAUGUUUCUAUUGCCGUUAUUUGGUAUCAAAGUCGAGGAGCUGGGAAAUAUCGUUCCAAUUUCUGUUGCGAUAUAUCCUUGCUUCGAACCACUGGUUGCAAUGUUUUUUAUUAAAAACUUCCGGUACAGAAUUAUUGGUGAGAAAUUAAAUGAAAAUUUGGCAAAAAUUAAACAAUUUUGCAGGUGUGAUCACUUGCAACAAAGUGAAGAAAACGACUCUAGUAUCAGUGCAACCAAUGGCUAA
Caenorhabditis elegans is the source of this 924-nucleotide messenger RNA. RefSeq names its product Seven TM Receptor (gene Y6E2A.1). Gene Ontology annotation, biological process: detection of chemical stimulus involved in sensory perception of smell. Lineage: Eukaryota; Metazoa; Nematoda; Chromadorea; Rhabditida; Rhabditidae. The transcript has a single exon. The record is from RefSeq and is marked reviewed. Bases 1 to 924 code for a protein of 307 amino acids.